Megalobrama amblycephala (Wuchang bream) is the source of this 3971-nucleotide messenger RNA. RefSeq lists its product as uncharacterized. Bases 2453 to 3076 code for a protein of 207 amino acids. The record is from RefSeq and is a predicted model, not a curated record. Lineage: Eukaryota; Metazoa; Chordata; Actinopteri; Cypriniformes; Xenocyprididae. The transcript is spliced from 4 exons.
CAACUGAAUUGUAGAUAUCUGUAAUGAUAAACCCCAUACAAAUGAAUGGCAAAAGUGAUGUCAUUUGUCCUAGGAAGAAUGUCUUUGUGGAUAUCUGAAAUGACAAUUAUGGAUAGGAAGAAUGUAGUCGCGGAUAUCUGAAAUGUUCUUUUCGACGAGGCAAAACUGAAAUACAGAUAUCCGCAACGCAUAUCCAGUCUAGCUGUUAAAUGUUAAAACGGCUUGCCAUACUUUUGUGUGUGCUAUGCACUUCAAAGAGGAUGAAGUCCGCGUCCAUCCAGAGUCCGGUCGUAAAUACCUUACACCGCAGGCUGUGCCUUCCAGGUUUUCUUGGAACAAUUGGGGAGAUGUUAAAUCACGCCAGACACGGACGGCAAAAAGAGGUGUCCGUGGUGAGCUGGAGGAAGCAGAUGUUGACUACACACUGCUCCUGCCAGAGGCUUUCGGCUUACGCACCACAAGCUCAUCCACCGGUUCAGGAGUUAUCCCCUGACAAAACAUUUAUAUAUUUUUACUGGAAGAUUGUAACUUUAUUUGCACAUUAGCCACUUUACGUUUAUUUUUAUUUAUUACUGCUGAUUUAUUAUUUAUUACUGCUUAAUUAUUAACUGUUGUUAAAUUAAAUCUGUUUGAAGGAUGAGGAGUUUUCUUUUUUUAUUUUACCUGGGUGCGGGGCCUAUGCCAGGACUGCUGCUUGCUUGUGCAUGCAAGGGCAGCCGGAACAUUCUUGGUGCCUAGCGUACUAAAAUGUGUUGUCUGAUACAGUAAUGCAACCAGAUGGUUGCACAAAUUUCUUCCAGCAGCACAUGAGCAUGUAUAUGCUGUCAGUUCAGGUGGGGUGAUGGUUUCAAGUGUGAUCUGAAGAACGCGAUAGAAAGACUUUUAUUUCACAUCUUUAUUUAACCCUUGUGUGCUGUUCAUUUAGGAAGUACAUUGAACUAUUUAACUGGUAUAAUGUGAUUUUGUAACUAUAUUAUAUUUUGUAACUAAAUUUUAUAUAAUUUAACAUGUAAUAUCAAUCCUUUAUUUUUUUUAGUCUACAAUUGUUAUGGUAGUUUUAGUUGCCUUCAUUUCUUCAUUUUCAUGUUUUUAUUAAAAUAGCAACAUUUUUUAAGUCGAAUUCACUGUAAAGUUUGCUGCCAUCUACUGGGAAAAAAACUUAAAAUAACAUGAAUGAAAUAACAAGCCAUUAGAUUUCACACUAACAAUGACAUAAUUCCUGUUUAUUUACUUAUUUUGUGUGUACAUCUAUAGUAAGUAUGAGCUUUUAAUUUAAUUUUAAAUGCCCAAAACAAUGCACAAGGGUUAAAAUGGCCAUUGCUAUAAUAUAAAAGCUAUGUUAUGUUAAUCGUAACUGCAGGUGGUGCUGUUAUUACUAAACUAUAGCUUCUUUGAUAAGGACACUGAGAUAAGUAAUACAUUAGAAACAAUCUGGUUAUUAGAAAACAUAGCAUUUAUUAUUAAAUCCUGUGUAUUUACCUCAAGCUGAUGUGGUUCCUCUCGCUUUCGUAAGGACCUAUAACACCUGGCCCUAAUAACAAUUUUCCCUGAAAUAAUGUUUGAGACUGAAGUGUCCAAACACACACAUACACAGUUAACAAGGUUUUUAUUUUAUUUUUUAUUAAAACCAUUUUUAAAUUCAUCCAUAAAAACAACAGUGAUCUUUCUGCCAUGACAACUGCCGAACAUAAUACAUACCUUGAUAAUCAAAAAUGAAUUGCUCAAAAAAGAAUUUAUAACCUUUAUCCAAUUCCGAUCGUCUUACAUCUCCCUGAAAACUAUCAACAAAACGGACAACAUCUGCUAUUCUUAUUUUUGGUAAGUUAAUUAAUGACUGGGAAAAAACGAGCUGUUCGCGGUCCAUUAUGGUAAUGAAUGACGAUCGUAGUGGGCGUCGGCGCGACCGGAAGAAACGCUUCCCUACUUCCGUUCUCGGCCGCCAUUUUGUGAAAUAGACCUAUUCCAGAUGAUUCCAGACCAGAAAUAACUUCUCAGAUUUUGAUUAAAGAUUACCACGGCAAACAUUUUUUGUGUGUGUGUGUGUGUACUUGUUCGGAUUAAUUUUUCACCACAAGAUUAUAACAUGCGCUACAAAAAUAAAAUUUCAUGUCGACUUUAAAAAUAAAAAUGUCUUACCAUAUUGUCAUUUUCAAUCCAUCUGAACCUGGUUCUCCUUGGAAUUAUUUCUGAGUCAUCUGUACCUUUUGUAAGGUCCUGCACACUUUGCCAUUAUUUAUCUUGCAAACACCUGCAUCAACAAAAAUACAUCUCCGAAUUUUUUUUUUAAAUAAUUUGUAACCGUCUGUCGUGAUAUUUAGUCAUGUGAUCCGUUCGCGCACAUCCGAAUCUUAGCUCUUGCCUAAUUAACAACACGACCUAUUGUUAGCAACAAACACUGCAAAGCAAAAAGAAAAUAAAAUAAAGAAAAAGCGUCAGUCACAACACUUAAACGAUGGCAUUUGCCAUUUAUUAUUUCAAGGACAAGAGCGUGGAAGUGGGUAAAAUUGACUGGAUGAGUACUGAAGACAAGCAAAAUUGUUCAAAAAUUAUAACACAAUGUCCCACACUCGAGGAUGAAGAUGAUGGAUGGAUGAGUGUGAAGUGGGAAAAAGGCAGAAAAAAGAAAAAUUGUCCAGCCCUUUUUCCUGCAAAGGUUUUAAUGUUCGGUGACAACUAUAGUGAUCUCUGCCAGAAAAGGGAACAGUUCAUUAAGGGUGAAGACAUCUGGAAACAAACACUGAGGAGGAAGACAAAGCCAAACAGUUGGUUGAUGGAGGAUGUAGAAGAAGAGGAGAAUGAACAGCCAAAAAAAAAGCAAAAGUGUAAAAACACAACAUGUACCCCAAAAGAGGCAGCAGACCAAAUGAUUGAAAACCUGAAGAAGGAGCUGAUGGCAAAGCAAACUUCUUUACAGUCAGCUAUCGAAAAUGAGUUCUCAUCAGAUGAGGACAUACUUGCCAGAAACUGGAGUAAGGUACAACAGCAAAUGAAGGAACUUAAAAGAGAGAACAGGAGGCUAAAAGAAGACAACAUUAAAGAGAUACUUGAUGCCAUGAGAGGUAAUUAUAUGAAUUAAAAAAUAAUAAAAAUCAGCCCUUUGAACGCAAACACACAACUUGACGUUGCAACUGUGUGUUUACAUUUUGUGCUCUACAGUCAUGGCUGACAGAGCAAAACUACAGAAAGUGUUGGCUCACUUUACUAAACUUAAUGAAAAUGCAGCUAAAAGCAAUACAUUUAAAAGGUAGUUGUGUGUAGGGUUAAACACCUGCAACCUCAUAAAAUAGUUACAAAUACCACAUUCUAUAAAUCUGAAGCAUUGCAGCAUGUUUGACUGCUAUAGCAAAGUGACUGCUGCAACUAACAGUGUUCCUUACCAGACGUAACUCAAAUUAAACCAUUUUAAUAUUAUACAAAGCACAAACAAGUGUGGUGAAUGGCAAUGAUUUAAUUAGUAUUUAUUUUGACGGCAAAUCCGUCAGUAUACAUCGGGGACCUUGCCGUGCUUGUCUAUGGAAGGGAAACCCUGUCUCAUUCAAGCUUGACAGGAAGACAGUCAGGGGCACACAAAGAUGUGGAAUCAAAGCCACAGCUUGAUAGCACAAAACUUGAUGCUAUAUUUGGUGAGUGUAUUUAAUUUAAGGGAAAUUUCAUUUUUAAAAUGAAAUAAAUUCCUACACAUUUCUCAUACAUUUCUACUUUUCAAAAUGAUGUUCGACGUUGGAGGUGACAGUGAUUGUGUUAAAUUACUGUCACCUCCAACAUGGAUCAAAAAGGAACAUUCCAAACAUUUUGUGAAAAGUUCUAAUCUAUAAAAGUUUCAUUUGGGAUCAUCAGUUUGGAUUUGUGAAUGUCACAAAAGAAAAAAAGAAAAUAAUCACACAAUGGAGGAAACAAAAGAACCAAGACCCCUUUGAUGAUGCCCCAAAAAUUAUCUUAUUUUAUGUAAAGUUAGACAUUUAAAGGUCAUU